CACCACCAGUCCAUGUUCCUGUUCUCUGCUUGCCAGCGCGCAUCUCCUCCACCAGCUUCACCUGCGUCUUGCCCGCGCUUCUGAUCCAGCCCCAAGCUGCCAUUGCGCGCGACACCCGCCUCGAUUCUUACGUCAUCAACACUGUAUCAUGUCUGACGGCAUUGCUCCAGCUGUUGACAAAGUCGGUCCGCCCGUGUCGACAGCUCCCGAAGCUCAAGCUGGAGCUCCGACUGUGGACAUGGACCCGGACACUGCCAAACCAGAAGCCUCUGUGAAUCUCCCAACUGCUCUUGAAAAGCCCAAAGAGCCUCCCAUCAUCGCUGAAACCAAGGCUCCCGAGGAGGCAAAGCCGACAGAGGAGCCCCUCAAGAUCAGUGAGGCCUUCAAGCUAGUCCAUAAAAUCCCACGGCCCGUCGAAGUCCAAUCCGUCCCCGAGACUCCCGUCAACCUGGCGACUCCUGUAAAUGGGUCACCACGGCCGGAGCUGAACAUUCCCAUUGAGCCAGAAGAGCCUGAGAAGCCACAGGAAGACCCCGUCAUCAUCACCGAGGUCGAGGAGCCGCUGCCAACUCCUACGGCUUCCGCUCCUGGUAGUGACGUUGGGCCCGACUCCAUUGUUGACAAGCCCGUGACUCCUAAUGGCGAAUCAAAGCCCGCUGAGUUAAUGGCGGGUGCUCUUCAGACCAGCACCGCAGACGCCAAGUCCGAGACGUCGGAAACGGCCACUGGCGAGAAGCGCAAGGCCGAUGCUGCCGCUGCGACCGCGACUGACGAGCCAGCAGCCGAAAAAGAAGACUCUGAAGAGAGCGAGCCCGCAGACAAAAAGGCCAAAAUUGACAAUGGCAAAACGACCAACGGCGGAGCUCGGAAGCCGGGCCGCCCCAAGAAGGACAAGAAGGCUGCUCCAGUCGUUGGCAAAACCUUGCGCAAGACUCGGAGUCAGGGACCUGUGGAGAUUUAA
Messenger RNA from Trichoderma virens Gv29-8, 961 nucleotides. RefSeq lists its product as uncharacterized. Bases 149 to 961 code for a protein of 270 amino acids. The record is from RefSeq and is a predicted model, not a curated record. The transcript is spliced from 2 exons. NCBI's taxonomy places the organism in Eukaryota, Fungi, Ascomycota, Sordariomycetes, Hypocreales, Hypocreaceae.